Molecule: messenger RNA, 984 nt
Organism: Oikopleura dioica
Lineage: Eukaryota; Metazoa; Chordata; Appendicularia; Copelata; Oikopleuridae
Source: the annotation of a GenBank genome assembly
AUGAUUCUUUUAUGGGUUCUACAAUUGGUCAUAGGAAGUAUUCCUAAUUCUGGAGCUCGUCCCGGCAUCCAGAGAUCUUCUGAUGGAGAACGAGCAAUUGUCGCUAUAGAAAUUUGCCCCGACAUAGAGCUGCAGGAAGAUUGCGAGGGACAGUGCAGAGUCGAGUACAAUUACUGCCGACUGCUCUGCGAAACUGAGUACUGCCAGUCGAUUUGCGAUCGAGAGUACCAAGAUUGCGGCGAUAAUUGUCCCUGCGGAGAAAACUGCGAGCAAGGAUGCUUCAACUGCGAAAAUCCAAUUUGCCCUCAAGAGACAACAACGACCUCGCAGACGGCAAUUACAACAAUAUCUCCGAAUGAUGUCAACAUCCUGAUUCUUGGAUUCUCCGAUUUGGCGAAUUCUUACAUCUUCUCCGGCGAAAGCUUCACGAAGACCCCGGCUGCCAUCGAUGCUCCUCGAGAUGAUUAUGCGCAUAGAAGCGCUUCUGCCGUGGUUCGAGGAGACCUGUAUAUUUUUGGGGGCCAGACCGAUUAUCAAAAGCCUACAACUGUCGGAAGCGCCAGAGGAGAUGGCCAACAGAAGGUCGAGACGUACUCGUCUUCUGGAUGGAGAAGAUUGGCUGACCACCCAAGGAAUAUUCAAGGCCAUACACUGACUGGACUGGAGAGUGGAGCACUUCUCAUGGCUGGUGGAUACGACCAAAAUGAACGAGAAUACACUCGAAGUAUCUGGCUGCUGAAAGAAGAUGUAUGGAGGCUGACUGGCUUUUUGGAAGAGUAUUGUUACCGUGGCACAGCGUUGAAGAUCGGUGAUUUCAUCUUCGCCAUUUCUGGUGGCGUCAGAGAUUCGAAUGGUCUUUACCCAGUUGAGAGAAUCAAAGUUGUCAACGACGAAGUCUUAGAAGCAGAAAUCAUCGGCGGACACGACUUUCUCAGCUGGCAUCCAGUCAUUUUCGAGGCAAAUGCUGAUUUCUGCGUUGAAUAG